Molecule: messenger RNA, 1956 nt
Organism: Cottoperca gobio
Lineage: Eukaryota; Metazoa; Chordata; Actinopteri; Perciformes; Bovichtidae
Product: IgGFc-binding protein-like
Exons: 8
Coding region: 1-1956 (651 amino acids)
Cellular component (GO): extracellular matrix
Molecular function (GO): protein binding
Source: RefSeq, a predicted model, not a curated record
AUGCGCAACAGCCAUUAUGAGCUAUGUGGUAACGACUGUGGCCACACCUGUGCUAGCAGCAUUGAUGCCAGCUGCGGGCAGGUUUGCUCUGAGGGAUGUUUCUGUGAUGAAGGUUUUCUCAGGAGUGGGACAAAGUGUGUCCCAGAGGAAAAAUGUGGCUGUCAAUAUGACGGGUCCUACUAUGAAGCUGGUGACUCCUUCUGGACCGAGGGUUGCUCACAGCAAUGUGAAUGCCAUGCUCCCAAUGACCUGCGCUGUUCUGCUGCAUCUUGCACUUCAACACAAGAGUGCACCAUCAGGAAUGGCCAGCUGGGCUGCUUUGAUGAUAUGUCCACUUGCACUGUGUGGGGGGACCCACACUACAUCACCUUUGAUAACAAGGCCUAUAACUUCCAGGGAACCUGCCGUUAUGUGUUGGCGACUCUUUGUAAUGACACUGAUGGGCUCAAUGACUUUUCAGUGGAGGCUAAGAAUGAGCAGUGGAGAGGGUUGACAGUUUCAACGACAGCCGAAGUUUUUGUAAAUGUGUGGGGCUAUCGAGUGCAUAUGUCACGGGAGAGCCACGGUGUGGUACAAGUGAAUGGAGUAACUAAAACCUUACCUAUUCUCUUGAAUGGAAGUCGAGUUUCUAUCUAUGCAAGUGGAUCUCACACAUUCCUCAGUGCUGAUUUUGGCCUGAUUGUCAAGUACGAUGGACGGUAUACAGUGUCUAUCACUUUGCCUUCAAGUUACAGAGGAAAAACAUGUGGACUUUGUGGAAACCUCAAUGGAAAUCCAAACGAUGAAUUCCACACCCCAUCUGGAAUGAUGGUCACCACUCCACAGGAGUUUGGGACAGCUUGGAAAGUGGCAGGAGAAUACGCCUGCAGUGAUGGGUGUGGCUCCUCUUGCCCACAAUGCACCAAUGACCUACCUGCUAGAGCCCAAUGCGAUUUGAUUCAGGCGGCUGACGGCCCCUUCGGCUUCUGCCAUGAGCAGGUGGACCCAGCGCCAUAUUUCAAUGACUGUGUGUUCGAUGUAUGUGUUGGAGGAAAUGAUCUUCUAUGCGAGGCCAUUCAAACAUACGUCAGUGCCUGUCAAUCUGCUAAUGUUCAAAUACAGCCAUGGAGACAGAACACCGAGUGCAGUCUUGACUGUGAAACAGCCAUGCGUAACAGCCAUUAUGAGCUAUGUGGUAACGACUGUGGCCACACCUGUGCUAGCAGCAUUGAUGCCAGCUGCGGGCAGGUUUGCUCUGAGGGAUGUUUCUGUGAUGAAGGUUUUCUCAGGAGUGGGACAAAGUGUGUCCCAGAGGAAAAAUGUGGCUGUCAAUAUGACGGGUCCUACUAUGAAGCUGGUGACUCCUUCUGGACCGAGGGUUGCUCACAGCAAUGUGAAUGCCAUGCUCCCAAUGACCUGCGCUGUUCUGCUGCAUCUUGCACUUCAACACAAGAGUGCACCAUCAGGAAUGGCCAGCUGGGCUGCUUUGAUGAUAUGUCCACUUGCACUGUGUGGGGGGACCCACACUACAUCACCUUUGAUAACAAGGCCUAUAACUUCCAGGGAACCUGCCGUUAUGUGUUGGCGACUCUUUGUAAUGACACUGAUGGGCUCAAUGACUUUUCAGUGGAGGCUAAGAAUGAGCAGUGGAGAGGGUUGACAGUUUCAACGACAGCCGAAGUUUUUGUAAAUGUGUGGGGCUAUCGAGUGCAUAUGUCACGGGAGAGCCACGGUGUGGUACAAGUGAAUGGAGUAACUAAAACCUUACCUAUUCUCUUGAAUGGAAGUCGAGUUUCUAUCUAUGCAAGUGGAUCUCACACAUUCCUCAGUGCUGAUUUUGGCCUGAUUGUCAAGUACGAUGGACGGAGUUUGGGACAGCUUGGAAAGUGGCAGGAGAAUACGCCUGCAGUGAUGGGUGUGGCUCCUCUUGCCCACAAUGCACCAAUGACCUACCUGCUAGAGCCCAAUGCGAUUUGA